AUGUCAUACGAUGUCAACUUCAAGAAAUCAAUAGUCACAAAGCCAAGCCUUAGCCAAGCAUCUGAGAGAUCCUCGACAGCGGCCCAUCUUUAUCGUAUCAUCGACACAUGGGUUCCCAUCAAAGAGCCAAUAGAUUGUAAACGAUUCAUCAUCUACCCUAAAAAGCCAUGGAUUGACCUGAGCUUCGGAAGCCCGCGGGGUGCCGACAUGGGCCCCGCGGGCUGGGACUACCCAAGGCUUAGCGGUUGA
Molecule: messenger RNA, 249 nt
Organism: Fusarium venenatum
Lineage: Eukaryota; Fungi; Ascomycota; Sordariomycetes; Hypocreales; Nectriaceae
Source: RefSeq, a predicted model, not a curated record